Messenger RNA from Dunckerocampus dactyliophorus (ringed pipefish), 2749 nucleotides. It is a transcript of the gene samhd1a, whose product is annotated as SAM domain and HD domain 1. Gene Ontology annotation, biological process: dGTP catabolic process; regulation of innate immune response; defense response to virus. Gene Ontology annotation, cellular component: nucleus. The record is from RefSeq and is a predicted model, not a curated record. The transcript has 16 exons. Lineage: Eukaryota; Metazoa; Chordata; Actinopteri; Syngnathiformes; Syngnathidae. Gene Ontology annotation, molecular function: dGTPase activity; protein binding. The coding region runs from base 115 to 1974 and encodes 619 amino acids.
ACGAAACAAAACGUUUUUUUUUCUUUACCGCCCGGUUCUUUUAAGAUAGACCUCAUAACUACCUUAUCAGUUGUGGUUUGCUUAACCGUAGUUAGUGGUGCUCUAAAUGUCGACAUGGCUAACCGUAAACGAAUGUUGGCGACAUCAAUAAACGAGGAUGACAUGAUGAAAACGCCGCAGAAGAGAGUGUCAGCGGUUGAUCUGUCUGACUCGGACUACUCUCAAUGGGGAGUUGAGGAAACAUGCCAGUACCUUCGAGAAGAAGGUCUGGGAGAGUGGCAAAUUGUGUUUAGAGAACAUAAACUCACUGGUGCCGAGCUGCGAUAUCUCAAGAGGGAGGACCUGGAGAAGAUUGGCAUUAAGCUUCUUGGUGACCAACUCCGGAUCCUACACAGCCUGAGGAAGCUGUGGCACAUACAGGAGUGUCCUCAAACAAAUAAGGUCUUUAAUGAUCCCAUCCACGGGCAUGUGGAGCUACACCCACUUCUUGUCAAAAUCAUUGACACGCCCCAGUUCCAGAGACUCCGAAAUAUCAAACAGUUAGGAGGGACAUACUUUGUUUUCCCCGGCGCAUCCCACAACCGUUUUGAGCACUCUAUCGGAGUGGGUUAUCUGGCAGGACAACUUGUGAAAGCACUGAAUGAAAGGCAGCCUGAACUUCUCAUUACUCACCGAGACAUCCUGUGUGUGCAGAUAGCUGGCCUCUGUCAUGACCUGGGACACGGGCCUUUUUCACACAUGUUUGAUGCCAAAUUCAUUCCUAAAGCACGUCCUGAUAUUACCUGGAAGCACGAGAAAGCAUCGAUUGACAUGUUUGACCACCUGGUGAACAGCAAUAACCUGAAGCCUCUGAUGGAGCAACAUGGUCUCUGCCUGCCUGAGGACCUGGACUUCAUCAAGGAGCUCUUUGCAGGACCUCUGACCACAAAUCCAGGCCAAGUUGAAAAUUGGGCCUACAAAGGUCGUCCAAAGGACAAAUCCUUCCUCUAUGAGAUUGUGGCCAACAAGAGAAAUGGUAUUGAUAUGGACAAGUGGGACUACUUUGCCAGAGACUGCUACCACCUAGGCAUCCAGAACAACUCAGACUAUCGUCGCUUCCUCAAGUUUGUGAGGGUGUGUGAGGAGGACGGACAAAAGCUAAUUUGCACUCGAGACAAGGAGGUGGGCAAUCUGUACGAAAUGUUCCACACACGUAACUGUCUCCACAAGAGAGCCUACCAACACAGGGUGGGCAACAUCAUAGAAACCAUGAUCAAUGAGGCAUUUUUGAAGGCCGAUAAGCACAUCCAGAUCCCAGGCUCAGGGGGCAAGAUGUUCACGCUGUCCACAGCCAUAGAUGACAUGGAGGCAUACACCAAGCUGACAGAUCAUGUAUUUGAACAAAUACUCCACUCCUCAACUUCAGAGUUGGCCGAGGCACGACAGAUUCUACAGAACAUUCUUCUGCGGCGCCUCUACAGGUUUGUCGGCCAAACCCAGAGUGAAAAACCCUUGGAAGUCACUCAGAAAAGAAUUGAUGAGUGGGAGAGGGCACUGCCAAAUUCAGUUCCUCUGACUGGCCCCCUGGGUGUCACUCUGCAGCCUGAAGACUUUGUAGUUAGCGUCAUUCAUAUGGACUAUGGGAUGAAAAAUGAGAACCCCAUUGACAACAUGCGUUUCUAUUGCAAGACUGACCCCACCAAAGCCAUUCAGAUAUCCAAGGAACAGGUGUCCAGACUUCUGCCUGAAUGCUUUGCUGAGCAACUGAUCAGAGUUUACUAUAAGAAGGCGGAUGACAAGUGCCUACAUGCAGCCAGGAAGCACUUUGUGCAAUGGUGUAUCAACAACAACUUCUCAAAACCGCAGGAUGGAGACAUAAUUGCACCUGAACUGACUCUCCUGAAAGACAGCUGGUCGAGCAAAAAAAAGGAAAAGAAGAAUGAAGAAGAUUUGGGCUGUAGAAGGUUGGAUGUACAAAAGAAGCUUUUUUCAUAGAAGAGCCUAUUUGGUGAUCAUGUGGAGGUAAAAUACUAUUUUCCAAAGCAGGGCGGAAGCUUUAGUCAACAACGUUUUUACACCAAAACAAAAAAACAAAAAAAAACAUUGUUCCAAAAAAUUAUUGUCAUACUCAGGUUUUUACAGAAAUUGGAACUUUGGCAAUUAUACAAGGAGUUUUAUUUUAUUUUCAUCCUUUUAAUCAAGGUUUUAUUUGGUUUUAUUCAGUUCAGCUGAUGUUCACAUGAUCGUGUACCAUUAAGAAUUCAGCUUUUUAAAUUAGCUUCCUUAAAAAAUACAGAAUUGAAUUCACUCACCUUUGAGGCACUGCUUAUUACUUGCUUUGCACAGCCGUAACCUUAACUCUUUAUUCCCUACAAACAGAUUGUGUUGAUGGGUGCUUGGCUCCCAUCAGGAAAUAGGUAUUUGUGGGUGCGUGGGUGUUUGCUUGUUGUUGUUUUUUGCAUGCAUGCAUCUUGAUUUGAAAGUUUGAUCUCACUUUGAAUUGAAUGUAAUAUUUUUUGGGGAUGUUUUCAUUUUUUGGUUACAAUAACUGUCUCAACUACAACUUAUUUAUCUCUGCAUCUUAGCUUAGCAUUUAUUUAUAUUCCAUUAAUACUUCUGUCACAAUAUGUCAUGCCACCACACUAUUAUGGGCUGAUUUUAUUUCUUGCUGGUUGCGGAAAACAACAAAAGAGAGAGACAUUUUAAAGAAGUGGAUCAUGUAAAACAAUGAUGGGAGUUGAAAACAGUUUGGAAAUAAAACAUGUUCACU